Messenger RNA from Ylistrum balloti, 3259 nucleotides. Its product is annotated as pleckstrin homology domain-containing family G member 7-like. The record is from RefSeq and is a predicted model, not a curated record. The coding region runs from base 1140 to 3125 and encodes 661 amino acids. NCBI's taxonomy places the organism in Eukaryota, Metazoa, Mollusca, Bivalvia, Pectinida, Pectinidae. Gene Ontology annotation, biological process: Rho protein signal transduction. Gene Ontology annotation, molecular function: guanyl-nucleotide exchange factor activity. The transcript is spliced from 19 exons.
AAAAUCGGGAAUGAUUAAACAAAUCUCUAUAAAGUGAACCUAAAAGCCAAUAUAUGACUAUAUGUUGAAGACGGGAGAGCUAGCUAAUAAGUGAUGUACAGUUGACAGUGUUUGGUGGUUUAAGUACCGAAAGGGGAGGUCCUUGCCAGAACUUGCUGUUAGCUAAAUCUAUGAAAAUGCCACCACUGACUAUUGAGAAAACUAACACCUAGUGCUGAGGGAUUCACAUGAUAGCCACAACAUGCAGGCAUAUUUAAUCAAAUCGUCGCCCAACAGAUGCAACCAGUAAACAACGUUGUGGGCAUUGGGAUAUAAAACGGUGGUAUAGCGGCAGAGCAGCAGCUUCUAAUGGCUCAGUAAUCCGCCUUGUCAUGUUCACACACGUGGCGGCAAAGAAAUACGCUUUUUAUGGAUAAACUGUCUCACUGAUUUGAAAGACGUUUUUCUCGGGUAUUGGAUUGUAAUAUAUCAUAUCUGUUACAGAAUUAUUGACUCUGUGUACGAGCUCCAUCUCCACUUACACCCUACUCAAAUAGGACUUUUUUAUACACGUCCUAGAGUCAACACAAUUUGUGCAUUAUAACCGGUAUGGAUUGACCAAAUACAACCACAAAGUUUUGGAGACACACAAGCGGAAUAUUAAGGAUAAAGGAAUUCCUGAAGCGACCAUUAUGGAUUUGGAAGUGACAACUGUUAACACUUUAAGUGCCGUGGCAUUCAUGAUGUGGGAGAGUUAAUUAUCAUGGUAGUAGGAAUAUCCGCUUUGACAGAAAGAGGAAUAGCAUCUUUAAAUCUCGGACAACAUUCUAAAACAAAAACACAGUUUAUCUUAUUAUAUCAAAUACAAUGCAUUAUCAGAAUCGUUCUGCAAUGGAUGACGCUGCUGACAUUAUGUACAGAUCAUCAUACCGCUAUGAGUAGUAUUCAAUGGUUGGUAGGAAUACAAUAUUGACCGACAGGUAUGCUGGCGGAGCGUUAUGUGUAUCAACAGUGGGUACUGAAGACACACUCUGUGAUAUCGAAAUGACCUGGAGGAAUAAUACAUCCCCCGAACGUUAAAACGGUUGGAGUGGGCUUCAAGCAUUGUGUAUUCGACAGGCGACUGUCACUGUUUGUACAAUCUAACGAACGUUAUCAACAUGUCUCAGCGAAAGAGUCAUCGAACCAAGAAGGAUUCUAAAUUAAUGAAGGGUUUUACCAUCGACGAUUCUGUGCUGGGUUUUCCUCCCAAUCGUUCCUCUGUUCAGGGACGGUCCCGGAGGAACAGUUCCAUGAGUUUGACGAGCCCGUCAUCAGAUAGCGAGGGUGAAACAUCACCGUUGAUGCCACGAAGAGGUCGCCGCCUAGCUAUUGUUGACACGUCAAAGAAUUGUGGUGAACCCGCUUCGAUGUCGUCCGACGCAACUCCCAACAAUUCAUGUGACGAAUGCGACUUGGAUAAAGCCGCAAGAUUCCGAACACGACGUCGGAGUUCCAUAGACUUAGAGACGAAGACCUACCAGCGCGACCAGAUCCUCCGGGACAAGAGGAAAAGACUGAUCAAGCGAAAUACUAUCGCUGACUUCUAUAGAUCUCGGGACUCUCCUUCGUCUGAUGACAACAAAAAAGGACGUCCGACGACUUUCUCUUUCAGAAGGCUGAUAAAAACCAGGAGUAAAGAAGAGCUGUCAAAACUAAGCGAUGUUCUGACAAAACUGUCACCUUCUCAGUUCCAGGAUAGCGAUCUAGCCGCUUAUAAGAACUGCCACUGGUCGGACCUAAUCGUCAGUUCAGACAAGGAAAGACAACCCAUAAAAAUUCCCGAGAGUGAACGAAAACGGCGUGAGGCGGUAUGGGAACUGUUUACCAGCGAGUGUGUCUUUCUGAUCGAUCAUCUGAUGGCGUUAAAGCACUGUUUCUUGGAGCCGUUGAAGAAAGUACAGGUGGAAGGAUUUCUGAUGUACAUAGAACCUCCGGAGAUUUUCUGUAACUUAGAUGAUUUGUGCUAUGUAAGCUACACCUUCUGUAAAGAUCUGUUAUCUGUACUGACCAAGAACAUGUCCAAUACAGAGAUAUGGGAGACCAAACGAUUAGAGGAGGUUUUAGAGAGGUUUGCCAAUCUGUCGGAGGAAGGAGAAGUAUACCACACAUACUGCCUCAACUACACCAGAGGACUUAAUUAUUUGGAGAAACUGAAAAAGAAUGACGACUACUGCGAAUUUGAAAAGUGGUGCGAACAGGACCCCCGGUGUAACCGUCUUCAACUGAAUGACUUGUUGGUUUCCCCGAUGCAACACUGCACCAAACUACCACUCCUGCUGGCCAAUAUAAGGAAGUACACCUUGAUCGAGGCAGACAGAGGUUUAUUAGCAGCAGCAAUCGGCAAACUCGAGGUCUCAUUACAAAAUCUGGAAGAGAAAAUGAGAAUGGAACGAAAUACUCGGCGUCUACAGGAAAUUCAAAAGCAACUUGUUUGGCCGUCUAUAUCUGACCUGGAUCCCAAGGUUUACAUUCCUGACUUUCUAAAGUCAAGUCUCUCUAUUCAACCAUGUACGAAACUUUUGUCAUGUCCCAAGAGACAACUCAUGCAUGAAGGUCUACUGACAUUAGUAGAAGCAACGAAAUCCGUCGAUGUACACUUAUUCCUGUUUGAUGACAUAUUGUUGAUAACAAAAAUAAAGAAAUCCGUGAAGAAGAAACAGAAUGCAUUGGAGACGUUUAACGCAAAUGAUUGUAACCUGUAUACAGUGCACCGCCAGCCGAUAGCAUUAGACCGUUUAAGUGUGCAUGACGUGGGCAUGUCGGAGGCAUCAGCAAACGGUCUCAAACACUGUAUCGUCUUAGUCCACAUCAGCAGGUUCCAGCAAAUAAUCGGAGUAUUCACUCUACAAUCAUCCAGCGAAUAUGCCAAGGAAUACUGGAUGACGAAGCUGUGUGAUGCAAAGAAGAAAUAUCAUUCCUCCUCUCAUGACAAUGGCGGCGUAAAUGGGCUCGUUGAUUAUCGUCAGCAAAUGUCGUCCAACGCUACAACCACUGCUACCAAUCAUACACCAGGUGACAUAUCACCGCGCAGGCUCAGACGUGCACGCAUGCUCAGUCAACAUAAAAAGAAAUCCGUCAGCAUGGAUACAGUUUUCAUCACAUGAUAUCAAACAUGGUCCUACUAGCUCUUUAUGUGUCGUUGUGCCCGAAACAAUGUGUUAUUGUAAUCGGGAGAGUGAAGCGAAGUAUCAAAUUGUCUGUGAUAAUGAAUGUCUAUAUUAAAAAUAUUCAAUCUGUC